UUUCAAUUUGGUUUAGUAAAUUGGCUCAAUCACCGCUUCCUUUCCUGCAUUGGUCAAUUUAAACGGCUUCCGGCCCGUUUUCCUUUGUCCGUGCCGAAUCGUUGGCAACAAUUGUUUUACAUAUUUAAUCAACUAGAUUAAAUAAUCGAUAAACCUCGAGUAGAAGGGAUUGGCCUUCGAGCACAACUGUCGUAUUGGUGGAAACGUGGACAUUUAUUAAAAAAGGAGGUCGACACUUCUUUAAAAAUAUUACAUAUCGGUCUCAUUCAGUAUUUUUUAAGAUGAGUACGUUCGUUUGUGUCAUCAUCGCAACUUUUCUCACGUGCAUAUCAUGCUCGGACAGGCCUAUAGUUGGGAUAUUGGCACAGGAAAGUGUCUACGAAGGGAAAAAUGUUUCGAUGAUACCAGGAUCUUACGUCCUCAUGAUGGAAGGAUCUGGAACGAGGGUUGUGCCGAUAUUUAUCAAUCAAAACCAAUCUUAUUAUGAUAAGAUUCUCUCUUCGAUUAACGGGGUCGUGUUUCCCGGCGGAAACUUGGACCUGUUGCAGAACGGAGGCAUGGUUAAAGCCGCGAACCUCAUCUACGAUUAUGCCAGGAAGGCAAACCAGAAGGAAAACGUCUUUCCGAUUUUGGGAGUCUGUCAGGGACUGGAGCUCCUCGCUUAUUUAUCCAGCAACAAAUUAUGGCCUCUGAAACCUUGCAAAGGUAUGAUGAACGUCGACCUUCCUCUCGAGUUCGUCGUCGACUACGCGACCACAUCGCUAUUCAAAAAUGCCAAAAAAGAAGAUAUUUACACCUUCAUCCAUAAGAAUUCAACAGUGAACCAUCACAGUUGGUGUUUGACGAGAAAUUCGAUGAAAAAGUUUGGCCUCGAUAAACAUUGGCGAACCCUUACUGUCAACAAGGAUUCCGAUGGUAUGGAGUUCAUCUCCACAUUCGAAUCAUUCAGUUAUCCAUUUGCUGGACUCCAGUUUCACCCGGAAAAAUGCGCCUACGAAUGGGGCCUUGGUCAGAACAACAUGCAUACCAUGGAUGCGAUAAGUGCAAACAGGGUUUUCUACGACUGGCUUGCUGCCAAAGCUAGGGAAUCGAAGAACCAUUUUGAAACAGUCAAAGACGAAAUGGAAGCUUCAAUUUUCAACUACGUACCGACAUUUACCGGGAAAAAUGGUGGAUACAGCCAGUUACUUUAUAUUUUUCAUUAAAAUAAAAGUUACUGUCUAAUUUGUAUAAAUC
Cimex lectularius (bed bug) is the source of this 1236-nucleotide messenger RNA. Its product is annotated as gamma-glutamyl hydrolase-like. The record is from RefSeq and is a predicted model, not a curated record. Gene Ontology annotation, biological process: tetrahydrofolylpolyglutamate metabolic process. NCBI's taxonomy places the organism in Eukaryota, Metazoa, Arthropoda, Insecta, Hemiptera, Cimicidae. The transcript has 5 exons. Bases 282 to 1205 code for a protein of 307 amino acids. Gene Ontology annotation, molecular function: gamma-glutamyl-peptidase activity. Gene Ontology annotation, cellular component: vacuole.